AUUCACAUUAUAUAUUUUUGAUCUUUUCCUACAUAUUUUUCUCUUCUUGACCCCUACUGCAUCGUUCUCAAUUUUUCUUUUAUCACCAUGGUCCUUGUUACAAAGCUCACAAAGAUGCUUGGCAUCAAACAUCCAAUUGUUCAAGGCGGUAUGCAGUACGUGGGAACAGCAGAAAUGGCUUCGGCGGUAUCGAAUGCGGGUGCGUUGGGUGUUUUGACAGCGUUGACCCAACCGACGCCAGAGGCUCUUCGUGCCGAAAUUCGUCGUUGUCGUACCAUGACGAACAACCCAUUUGGUGUGAAUCUGACUUUUUUGCCCGCUAUUGUACCACCGCCUUAUGAGGAAUACGUCAAGGUCAUUAUAGAUGAAGGUAUCAAGGUAGUGGAAACGGCCGGUAACAAUCCUGGCAAAUAUAUCAAGAUGUUCAAAGAUGCAGGCGUCAUUGUCAUUCACAAAUGUACUGCUAUUCGACAUGCGUUAUCGGCUCAAAAGUUGGGUGUGGAUGUACUCUCCAUUGACGGUUUCGAAUGUGCGGGUCAUCCGGGCGAAGAUGAUAUUACUGGUUUAAUCUUGCUUGCCAAGGCGGCUACCACCCUCCAAAUCCCUUAUAUUGCUUCAGGAGGCUUUGGUGAUGGACGAGGAUUGGCGGCAGCUCUUGCUCUGGGAGCCGAAGGCGUCAAUAUGGGUACUCGUUUCAUGUGUACCGCAGAAGCGCCUAUCCAUCAUCACAUCAAAGAAACCAUUGUGGCUGCUGACGAGCGAUCGACUACGCUUGUCUUCCGACCUUUCCGCAACACUUCGCGUAUCUUCAAAAACAAGAUUGCGAAAGAAGUCAAUAACCGUGAAAAGAAUCCCAAGGUUGUAUUUGAGGACGUGAGAGAACUUGUGGCGGGCUCCCGUGGGCGUCAAGUCUACGUAACUGGUGACCCCGAUUUUGGUGUGUGGACGGCUGGCCAAGUGGUGGGUCUCAUCAAUGAUAUUCCCACCUGUCAUGAACUUGUCUCACGCAUGGUCAAAGAUGCCCAAGAUAUCAUUACAAAGAGACUCGGCAGCAUGGUCGCCGCCGACAGUAAACUGUAACUUCCCCCAAUCAUACCAAGCGCUGACAUAUUUAAUAAAACAUACAUUUUUUGAUAUGAACAUAAGCCCUUCAUACUGCUAUUAUGAAUCACAAUUUCAAAUUUGUAAU
This is a messenger RNA of Radiomyces spectabilis, 1189 nucleotides long. RefSeq names its product 2-nitropropane dioxygenase. Lineage: Eukaryota; Fungi; Mucoromycota; Mucoromycetes; Mucorales; Radiomycetaceae. The record is from RefSeq and is a predicted model, not a curated record. The coding region runs from base 88 to 1080 and encodes 330 amino acids. The transcript is spliced from 3 exons. Gene Ontology annotation, molecular function: nitronate monooxygenase activity.